AUUAACGCGCAGCCGCAGCGGACGCAUGCGCGGUUACCUUUGCCUCGGCGCGGCGCGAAAACAUUUUGACGAUAUUUUUUUUACUAUCGAAUUUUUUAACAUAAAAAUAGUUUUUAUUUCAAAUAGUUAACACAAUAUCUGUUUUAAAAUAUACUGUAUAGUGUUUGUAUUGAUUGAAGGAGCAAAAUAAAUCAAAAUGAAAUAUAAGGUCAAAGAUGUCGACAGCGAGAGUCAGCGCUGUAGUAAUAUGCCCGACUGCAAGCUGGAGGAGAAACUAGAGCGCACGGUCCGCUGUUCAUCGGUGUUGAUCGGUGCGUUGGGACUGUCCUUGGUGGCGCUCGCAAUCUACACAACUGUUCUGGUGCUCACCGAAAACAGGAGCCCAAGACCCUGCAACAGCGAAGAAUGCGUCGGUACAGCAUCACGUAUCCUUUCAUCCUUGAACAAAGACGUGGAUCCAUGCACGGACUUCUAUGAGUUCGCAUGCGGCGGAUGGAUCAAGAAGAACCCGGUGCCGGAGUGGUCGACGUCGUGGGACCAGCUGGCCUUGCUUCGCGAGCAGUUGAUCGAAAAUCUACGCGAGCUCCUCGAAGCUGAAGAUAAGGAAGGUCUGCCCGAGAGUGUUGUUAAAGCGAAGAAGUUGUAUAGAACUUGUAUUGAUACCGACAAAUUGGAAGAAAAAGGUAUAAAACCGAUCGAGGAUAUUUUGGAGAAACUGGGACUUACCCCUAAGCCGCCAACAGAGGCUAGCGCCAACUUCUCGUGGGAAUCGGUGACGGGGAAGGGAAGAAGGUUGCUGGGGCUGAACGUGCUACUCAGUGUACAGGUGGCCGAGGAUGUCAGGAAUACCAGCCGGAACCGUAUCGUGGUAGAACAAGUGUCCCCUGGAUUCAGCGAGCGGUACCUACUGAAGCCAGAGCAGUUCGGGCACGAGCUGGCGCAGUACCACAAAUACAUCCGCGAGGUGGUCGCCAUCGCAGACCCUGACACGGACGCAGACGCCUUCGCUGACGACAUCAUCAGCUUCAGCAAAAGUCUGGCUAAGAUAAUGACUCCUAUGGAAGUGAGAAGGAGCGGGACACAUCUGUUCCACGAGGUGAGCGUGUCGCAACUCGUGCAGGGAACUGCUGGUGGCCCGGCUGAAUGGAAAAAGCACGACUGGGAUCUAUAUCUACGGUUGGUGUUCGCUAACACCAGCGUGGUGCUGCAGCCGGAUAGCGACCGCAUUAUCGUCAUGGACCUGCCCUAUCUGCAGAAGUUAGCGGUCCUGCUCAACGACACCAAGCCCGUCAUUGUUGAACGGUUCGUGUGGUGGAGCGUGUUCUCGACGGUGGCGCCGAUGACGCUGCGCUCGUUCCGCGCGCUCGGGUUCGAGUUCUCGCGCGCCGUGCUCGGGCUGCGGCAGCGCGCGCCGCGCUGGAAGUCGUGCGCCGCCAACGUCAACGCCAACUUCGGCCUCGCGCUCAGCUACGCCUACGUCAACCGCCACUUCGACCAACACUCCCGCCAGAAGGCGAUCGAGAUGGUGGAGGACGUGCGCGCUGCGUUCGCGCAGGCGGUGGAGCGGCUGGACUGGAUGGACGGCAGCACGCGGCGCCGCACGCUCGCCAAGCUGCGCGCCAUCCGCAACUUCGUGGGCUUCCCCGCCUGGCUGCUCGACACGAGCAAGCUCGACCGCCACUACCGCCACGCUCAUGUGAUCGAAGGUAACCUGUUCGACACGUAUUUGAACCUGACCGGGGCGGCCGUAAAAAAGUCCUUGGAGACACUUAGGGAGAAACCGGACAGGAACAGAUGGGUGGCGACCGCUACAACUGUGAACGCGUUUUAUUCGGCUACCCUCAACUCAGUCACGUUCCCGGCCGGAAUCCUACAACCGCCAUUUUACGGAAACGGAAUCGAAGCAAUAAAUUACGGGUCUAUCGGCGCCAUUAUGGGACAUGAAGUGACGCACGGCUUCGACGACCAAGGUCGCCGGUACGACGAGGAGGGCAACCUGAAGCAGUGGUGGUCGGCAGCGACGCUGGAGCACUACCACGGCAAGGUGCAGUGCAUCGUGGACCAGUACAGCCGCUACCACCUGCCGCAGCUGCCCAACUACACCGUGCACGGAUUCAACACGCAAGGCGAGAAUAUCGCGGACAACGGCGGGCUUAGAGCAGCGCUCAACGCGUACGAGCUGCACACGCAACGUCACCCAGAAGCGGCCCGGGACACGCUGCCCGGCCUGCCGCAAUACUCGCACCACCAGCUGUUCUUCCUGGGCUUCGCACAGAUAUGGUGCGGUAAUUCAACAGUCGGCGCUUUAAAAUCAAAAAUGGUGGAAGGAGUUCAUAGCCCAAAUAAAAUAAGAGUCAUUGGUACAUUAAGUAACUCAGAGGAAUUCGCGCAGGCAUGGCAGUGCCCUAAGGGUUCUCCAAUGAACCCAGAACACAAGUGCGUUCUCUGGUGAAAAGUGAACUGAAGUUACUGUGAUGUUAGCUAUAAGUAGACCAAAGACAGUUACUAUUAAUAAGUUACCUUGAAGCGUUUGAAGUUACCACCUUAGUUGUAUAUCGAUAAUAUUAUAUAGUUGCAAUAUCGAUUUUGAAUUUAUAAGAAAAUAUCAUACAUUACAUUGUGAGUUAUUGACAAAAAGUCCUUAUUUUUUUAUUGUUGGAUUAUCGCAAUUUGCUGUACUUAGUUUAGGGACUGUUUUAGUUUAGGAACAUUAAAAUAUCUAUAAUUUAAGCAAACGAAGAAACGUAACCAUAUAGACCUACGCUACUUUUUGCGAAACAUUAACUUUAAUGGUCAUCUAAUAUUUUCAUAUUCUAUGACAUAAAUGGUGGAAGCCAAUAUAAUGGUCCUUCGAGCUAGAUAUGGACUAGUGACUUUUUGAUAAGUGCUUAACAGAUCAAUAAAUUGUAUGUAUAAUAAAUAAUCAAGUAUUAAUAAUGAUAAAUUGUGAUUGACAAAAUAUGUCGAUAUCAAGGAAUAUCAUUAACACUUUCCCAAGUUAAAAGUUCAAUAUUUACAUAGGCCAGAUAUAUACAAAGGCCAGAAUUAAAUUUUGGUUAAUUUAUAAAAUAACAUAUUUUUAUGUAAAGCACACGAAGGGGCACAUUAUUCUUUCAUCAUAAUUUGAACAUUACACUCUUUUGUGAACAAUAUUUAACACGUGAAAAAGUAAUGAAAUAAACAUAAAGCCAUGGAUAUAUUAUAUGAGACAAUUUCAUAAUAAUUUCAUACAUUAAUUAGCUUUUGUAAAGCAAUUGUGAUUGUUAUUGGGUUAAGUAUAUAUUGUAAGAACAAAUAACUGAACAAAUAGAGUUUAAGAGCAUGGUUAACAAAAUAGUAGUAAGACAAAAUGACGAUACUAUUUAUU
Parnassius mnemosyne (clouded apollo) is the source of this 3367-nucleotide messenger RNA. NCBI's taxonomy places the organism in Eukaryota, Metazoa, Arthropoda, Insecta, Lepidoptera, Papilionidae. The record is from the annotation of a GenBank genome assembly.